AGCAUUAGCGAGGGGCGCUCAGGGCAGAGCGGCUGCAGCCCGCCGAGCCCCCCCCCCCCAUGGCUUCGCCGGCCCCGCCCUCCUCCCUGUGAGCCGCGGGCCGCCGUUUCCAUAGCGACCAAGGCCGCGCCGCAAGAUGGCGGCCGCGCUGAGGCGGCCUCGGCGGCGUUUCUCGGGCAGCCCCUGCCCGCCAUGAUCACUGCUCUUCUCUGGGCGCUGCUGCUGCUGCCGGGGUCUGAGCCCCCCACGGGGCGGGCCCAGACCCCGGCCCCGCCAGGGAACCCCGUCUUUCAGCCUUCUUUUAUUCACAUGUCUGGGCCCACAGUCAGUUCAUUUUUAGUUGGGAAUUCAGCAGAUGUUGUUCUGGCUAUAAAUGUAAUUCAUGUGAACAUUGAGACAGGAAUGUUGCCUACUGUUGCCUACUGCAGUGGGAGUAACAGAUAUGGUGAAUGGAGUUUGAAUGUUUCUUAUGGUAUGAAUGUUUCGAAAGUGACUGUAACCUUGAUGAGAAACCUGCAGCUGUGUUUGUCUAAUGCAACUGAUUGCUGCAUGGAGCCACUUUGCGUUGUUGAGACUCUUCAAGUUUCUGCUUGCCGUGGUUCAACAAUUUUGGCAAAUCUCCUGAUUCAAGCUGAAAUAUAUGCCAACUCUUCCUUUACAGGAAAUGUGUCAGAAAAUGCAACAGUCAUCCCUAACCAAGUGUUUCAGCCCCUUGGCUCUUGUCCUUGUAACCUGACUGCUGAAAUUUGUGAUAUUCGUUGUUGCUGUGAUCUGGAAUGCACGCCAGAUUUGAAGCAAUUGUUCAGUGGAUCAUGUUUUGCUGGAGUGUUUGGUGGGAAUGUAAACCUGCCUUUUGACCAAUUGUGCUCUGUUCAGACAACGAACAGUGCUCCUGACUGGUUUCCCUUCUUGUGUGUACAGUCUCCUCUUAACAAUUCACCAUUUCUUGGCUACUUCUACCAUGGCUCUGUUUCUUCAUCUCUAGUUUCUUCAUUUAAGAUUCCUUUGCAAACUGUUCCAGAAAAACCUUUAAGUGGUUACAAACAAAGAGACCCAAUUAUGACAAUAGAGAAUGAGUAUUUUACAAUUCGUCAGCGAUCCAUGGCUGGGCAGUGUGUUGGAAACGCCCCAGUAGCAUUCCUUCAGAAUUUUGAUGUUAAAUGUGUUACUAGUCUCUCAGCUUACAAGAAUGGAUUGUCUCAUAAUGUGAUGAUAAACAGUGGUACUGGAGACACCAUCCAACAAAAUGUGAUCUAUGGGAGUGUAACUAAUGUACGUAACUUCAUCACUAAACCAGAAGACAUUCAGCAUACUGAGGUUUUAUGUAUAAAUGUGACCUUUGCAGAAUAUUAUAUGUUCAUAUGGAAAGGCAAGACAAUAGAGGAAAUAAAUGUCACAGUCCUCAUUGGAGAAUUAUGUGAUGGAGAAAUACUGACACAGCGAUUUUCAGUAAACUUUGUAAGCUUCAAUAGUACUAAUACAACAGAACUAUCUGGGAAUCCAGGUUACCAAGUUGGCAAACCUGUUAGAGCAGUAAAUAUUUCUUCAGAUACUGUUACCACUCUAAAACUUUGGCAGCCAGUUGGCAGUGGUUUGUGUACAUCAGCAACUUUCUCACCAGUUCUGUUUGGAUUAAAUUCACUAUCUGGAUGCAUUUUAGAAGUUAAUAUUAAUGAAGAUUGCGGUCAGUUAAGGGAGGAUGUAACUGAUAGACUUAAUUCAUUAAUACAAGCUACUCAUGUUGGGAAGAGAGGCAACUCAAGUUACAGUGAUCUAAAUGACUUGGUGGAAAUAAUACGUUUAGAUCCACCUUAUUCUAGUGCAAAUGCAAGUGCUGGAAAUUUGAACGGCAUCUGCUCAGAUAUUCCUGCUAACCUGAAUAUUCACAUAAUCACUGCUGAUGUGGGAGCAGUAGAAGGGAUUGCACAGGAAGAGAUACUCGGUGUACAGAUCAGUUUUUCAACAGUGAUAUGGCAGUUCCAAUGUGGGAUUAUCUGCGAAAAUAAGUCCAGUUCUCUUCCUAUCACUGCUUCAGUCCAAUUUAUUAAAGUACCAGCUCAACCACCUAUUCCAAUGACGAGAUUUCAGAUUAACUAUACAGAAUAUGACUGCAAUCGAAAUGAAGUUUGCUGGCCACAACUCUUUUAUCCAUUGACAUGGUAUUACACAGGAGAACCAUACUCUCAGUGUCUUGCCAAAGGCUUGAUACUGGCAUUUUUCUUUCUACUCGCAGUUGUUCUGAGUAAUCCUUGGAGCAGAAUCCUUAAAGUGUGAAAUAAUACUACAGUUUAAAAUUUGAGAGUAUAAAGAGAACCAUUUUAUUAAUGCAUUUUUUUACACUUUUGUAUUCAACCAAUGUUUUGAUAAGUAGUACUUUUAUUAUAAAGCUUGUGAAAAAAGUAAUUUCUGGAUUUUGUGUAUUUUUAUAUAAAUACUCAGAUGUAAAAUUAAUGUCUGUUCUAUAUGGAAUAUGGUUGUAUUAGGUUUUUAAAAAAAGAUAAUCUGUUAAUGGCUAGAUGCUGUAAAUGGAUCUGCCAGAGUGCAUUCCUAUGACAUUGAUUUUGGGGGUGCACUGCAUGGGUUCAGAAAUGUGCUUCGGUGGAUUCAUACCUAAACUGUAAGACAUUUACCGAUAAAAGAUAUAAACUUCAGUUAAUGAUUGAUUCAAGCACACAACUAGUGUUCUCUAAGCAAUUUAAGAUUGAGCUUUACAGUUAAUUUAGGUUUUCCAUUUUGCUGGAUCACUCUGGAAAUAAAUCAUUUGGAAUAGUAGCAAUAAUCCCAAUGGAGCUGGUUUCCCAUUUUAAAAAGCAUCAUCUAAAAAGUUGCUAUAAAUGCCUUAUUUGACUUCA
Messenger RNA from Dermochelys coriacea (leatherback sea turtle), 2852 nucleotides. It is a transcript of the gene TCTN2, whose product is annotated as tectonic family member 2. NCBI's taxonomy places the organism in Eukaryota, Metazoa, Chordata, Testudines, Dermochelyidae. Bases 193 to 2274 code for a protein of 693 amino acids. Gene Ontology annotation, cellular component: MKS complex. The transcript has 18 exons. Gene Ontology annotation, biological process: smoothened signaling pathway; cilium assembly; protein localization to ciliary transition zone. The record is from RefSeq and is a predicted model, not a curated record.